AUGAGCCACAUCGCGCGCACCGAUAAAGACGAGUUCCAGCCCUCGUCCAAUCAAGACCGGUGGCGGUUGACGCCCCAAGACAUCACUUCUCUGAGAAAAGCGGCGAACGCACGCGGAAGAGGAUUGGUCGCGGCCGGCGUCACGACGCCGCCUGAAGCGUGUUGUAGAGUACCAUUAACAACAAUCGACGAGUGCGCCGAGCCGGGCGUUUCCGCUGAUGACGAGGCGAAACUACUACGGUGGUACGAGAAGCAGAUCCCUUUACUGGUUGGUCGAACGGGUGAUACAAAAGCACCGAGACGCCUGAGAAGAAAUAGGAAAGUCGCGGCGACGGCCACUAUACUAAUAAAACGCUUCUACCUGAGCCACUCCAUGCUGGAACGGGAGCCGCUCGCGCAUACGCUCGCGGCGGUCUUCUUGGCGGCCAAAACGGAAGAUGAGUUCGUCUCUGCCGGAGAACUCGCGGCGGCCGUCGUCGAGAGCAGCGACGAGGUCCAGCGGCUGGCGUUCCGUGCGUCAAAGGCGGAGCAGGCCAUCUUGAGCGGCGUGGGCUACGAUUUGCGGGUCGCGCACCCGCACGGGGCCGCGCGCGCGCUCGUCGAUGGAGUGGACGUUGACGUUAGUAGAAUAGAAGAUGAGUGCGACAAGCUGCUGACGACGGACGCUCCAUUAAUACAUGCGCCAUCCUUGCUCGCGGCCGUGGCGUGUCUGAGGGUCGGUGGAUGUGAAGAGAAAUUGAAGGAGAUUUUGACGCCCGAGGCCCUGGACGAGGCGAAGGCCCUGGCAUCACAGGCGGAACCUGACGAGGACGCCGCGGCUUUGAAGAAGAUCCGCAAGCGGUUAAAAAGAACGGCGCUGUGGCGGGAUCCUCCACAACCGAAGAAGCGGCCGGCUUCGUCAGAGGAAGCCUACGUUCCUGAGGAGGGUGGCGCGGCGGCGCCGGCGGCGAAGCGUCCUCGCCGCGGGGCGGCGCCGCUGCCCGGGACGUUCGUCGGCGCGGGAUCGGACUCCGUCGCGCAGCGCGAGACGGCGUCCGUGCUCGCGGCGGUGCGCGGGGAGGCGGCGCCGACUUAA
Molecule: messenger RNA, 1074 nt
Organism: Pelagomonas calceolata
Lineage: Eukaryota; Pelagophyceae; Pelagomonadales; Pelagomonadaceae
Source: the annotation of a GenBank genome assembly